Messenger RNA from Neurospora tetraspora, 284 nucleotides. RefSeq lists its product as uncharacterized. The coding region runs from base 45 to 272 and encodes 75 amino acids. The record is from RefSeq and is a predicted model, not a curated record. NCBI's taxonomy places the organism in Eukaryota, Fungi, Ascomycota, Sordariomycetes, Sordariales, Sordariaceae. The transcript has a single exon.
GGAACAACGACAUAUUCUCUCCGCAUGAUUGGACAUGGGGUUGGAUGGUCUUGAUUGUUCUCCUGGCAAUGAUGGGAAAGGUAUCAAUUUCUCAGCUGCUACGGCCGGUGAUCACUAGACAUUGUAGCUUGGCUUCAGCUGGCUUAGUAUCAUUAGUAUGGGAGGGAGGGAGCUUCGAUGUGACGAGCGGCGCCCUUGGAUGGCCUAUCGAAACUUUCAAGGGCAAUGUGUUGGGGUUCCUCUGCGUUCAUAAGUCAAACUAUUGUGGUUGAUUUAAGCGAUAG